CGAAAAAAAUUAUUUUUUUGUCUAACAAAAGUGAAUCACAACGCAAGAAAACAACUGGAAUUAAUUGAUCGGUUUCUUCAAUCUCCUUCAAUAAAAAUCCAUCAAAAGAUUCAUCUUCUUUUCCAUCAACCCUUUGAUUUUCUCUUCAAAAAAUAAUUAAAGACAAGGAGCAAAAAAAAAAAAAAAAAAAGGUUCUUGUAGAAAAAGAAGUAGUAUUUUAAUUAGAGGAUAUAACAAAUGGGUUGUGGGAAAUCAAAACACGAUGUUGUUACGGGAAACUACACAAGAAAGAUCAGAAAACCUUCGGAAGUUGAAUCAGUGAAGGGAAAAGAGAGCGAGACAAUUAAAAGACAAGAAAGCUGUCGGUGCGGGAAAAAGAACGACAUCUCCGACGUAGUUUGGAGCGACCAGCCAGAGAUUACCGUAGAAAACAAUACCAAGAAGCCGGAGGAAAAGAACGAUGUAGGAGAUUAUGAUGAGAAAACGGCAGUAGAGAUGACAAAUGGUGACAAGAAACCGGAGGAAAAGGAAACAACGGCCACUUCUUCUCCCGUGAAGGCGGUGGCGACGAUAGUGCCCGAGAAUAUUGUGACCGAGGAGACAGUUAACGACGUGAAUGAGACCGUUCCACCGGUUGUCGACGAACAAAAGGAAAAUAGUGAUAUUGAAACGGUGGUAGAAGAAGAGAAAAGUGUAGAGGAUAAUAAUAUUGAUGGUGAUGUUGAUACCGAAGUUCCAUCUACUGAGGUCGAAGAACCAAAACCGGACGUAGAAGCUCCUCCAGUCACAACGGAAUCAGAAGUUUUAGAAAUUCCGACAACCGAAAAUGAAGAGACCGCAGCCGCGGAAAAUAAUGAAACCGUCGAAACAGAAAAUGAAGAAACCGCAGCCGCGGAAAAUGAUCAAACCGCAGCCGCAGAAAACGAUGAAAACGUCGAAACAGUAAAUGAUGAUGAAACUCCAGUUUUAAAGGAUGAAGAUAAAGUUGAUGUUGAAGAGGAAAAUCCAGCCGAUAUAGUAAAGGAAGUUGAGUCGUUUGAUCAUGACCCUCCACUUUGGAUGUUAAAGCAGACUACCAUUGACCAUCAAAGCUUGGUCUACCGAUCCUUUGCCAAUGCGCUGCUCAUGUUUCUGUCUCUCACUCUGGUGAGCUUCUUGGCUUUGGCUCCAUUUCAAACGUCACAAGGUCGUUCGACCGUGACUAUCCUGUCAUCCAUCGAUUUUCUCGAGGGUGUUCAAUUGAGCUACCGUGAUCUCUCAUGUCCCAUGCCGCUACCUAGUGACUGGUUCACAGUUCUCAUGGAUUCUAUCUCGAUAUCUCUUAUCUACUCUUUUAUGCCUUUCGGGUUUACCCAUCUUUGUAACCUUGUUAACCUUUUGAACUUUGAGAUCCUUGAAUCUCCACUUGUAUUUGCUUUGAUUUGA
This is a messenger RNA of Camelina sativa (false flax), 1425 nucleotides long. RefSeq lists its product as uncharacterized. NCBI's taxonomy places the organism in Eukaryota, Viridiplantae, Streptophyta, Magnoliopsida, Brassicales, Brassicaceae. The record is from RefSeq and is a predicted model, not a curated record.